Molecule: messenger RNA, 1253 nt
Organism: Daucus carota subsp. sativus
Lineage: Eukaryota; Viridiplantae; Streptophyta; Magnoliopsida; Apiales; Apiaceae
Product: thymidylate kinase-like
Exons: 7
Coding region: 269-1036 (255 amino acids)
Biological process (GO): dTTP biosynthetic process; dUDP biosynthetic process; dTDP biosynthetic process
Cellular component (GO): nucleus; mitochondrion; cytosol
Molecular function (GO): dTMP kinase activity; nucleoside diphosphate kinase activity; ATP binding
Source: RefSeq, a predicted model, not a curated record
CACCGCCAACAUGUAUAUAAUCAACGAGACGGAGAAAGUAACCGCUUACUCUUGCGGCAGUAUGUCACACUGUCUCGCGAGUAGCCCAUUUGACAAUGAUAAUAAUCUUUAUCUCAGGCUUUUAAUUCGGCCCAUGAAACAAAAGGGGAGCCGGGAUGGGGGGAACAACACUCCCUCCCCCAAAUUCAGACCAAGACUUCGAACCCUUAAAACCUCACCCAAUUCUCACUUUUAACUCUCCAACCAGGUGUUGCCCGGACAUAAUCACAUGCUUGGCGCCUCCCUGGUCUUCAAGUCCAUUAAAUUCAGCACAAUACCAUUAUUAGCACGGCGGCCAUUAAGUUCACAUUUGUGUUCAAGAUUACGGUGCUCAGCAAGGCAUAUUUGUAUGGAGGAUAAGAGUAAGAGCGGCUCGAGAGGUGCUUUGGUUGUUAUAGAAGGGUUGGAUCGAUGUGGUAAGACUUCACAGUCAAGCAGACUUGUUAAAAAUUUGGAUGAGUUAGGGUAUCCGGCUGAAUUGUUCAGGUUUCCCGAUAGGAAUACUGUUAUCGGACAGAUGAUCUCGUCGUAUCUCAAUAGUGAUUCUCAGCUGGAUGAUCGUACAAUUCAUCUACUUUUUAGUGCAAACCGCUGGGAGAAGAGAUCCCUCAUGGAAUCUAAGUUGCAGAGUGGAAUAACUCUUAUUGUUGAUCGUUAUGCGUAUUCUGGGGUGGCAUUUUCAUCAGCCAAAGGACUUGAUAUUGAAUGGUGCAAGGCUCCAGACAUGGGGUUGUUGGCUCCUGAUUUGGUGUUGUACCUUGACAUAUCUCCGGAGAAAGCUUCUGAAAGAGGAGGCUAUGGUGGUGAGCGAUAUGAGCAGCUUGAGUUCCAGAAAAAAGUUGCCCAGUCAUACCAGGUUCUUCAAGAUGCCUCGUGGAAGAUAAUUGAUGCUAACCGUACUGUAGAAGAUGUCGAGGAGCAUAUGAGGGACAUUGUAUUGGAUUAUGUGAAGACAUGCAGGAAUGGAAAAUCUCUCUCCCAACUCUGGUUGAAGUAAACCACCGGAAGAAUCAGAUACCCAGAAAAUCGAUUUACUUUUCAAUUUUCGUGAAUUCGAGUUGUAUUAGUGAAUGUUUUUGGUUUGAUAAUGGCUAUUCUGAUUGUUUUCUCUGCAUCAACAACAUUCUUCUCUUUGUUCUAAAGUAUAAAUUGUUUUGUAAAUUUUUAAAGAUAUUAUUUUGCAAUUUCAGGUCUAUACCAAGACCAUUUAUCAA